Molecule: messenger RNA, 2622 nt
Organism: Glycine soja
Lineage: Eukaryota; Viridiplantae; Streptophyta; Magnoliopsida; Fabales; Fabaceae
Product: B3 domain-containing transcription repressor VAL1-like
Exons: 12
Coding region: 280-2454 (724 amino acids)
Molecular function (GO): DNA binding
Source: RefSeq, a predicted model, not a curated record
AGCAGUCUCGUGCAUGCAUUUUUUCCCACUUCUCUUCAGCGUUUAUGUAACGGUGCUUUGCUUUGCAUGCACUUUCUCUCUCUAAAAUAAACUCACACCCUCUACUCUCUCUCUCUCUUUCUUCCCAAAAACACAACAUUAAUUGACAUCUCUUUUUCUCUGUGUCACUGUGUGUGCAUGGUUGUUCUGUUGCAGCACACAGAAAGCACUGCAUAUAUAGUUGUUUUCUCUUUGAGGGUUUUGACUUUGCAGUGGGAGUGAGGGGUUGAUUUGUGUGCGAUGGAGGUUGAGGUUUGCAUGAACGUUUCGUGCAAGAAUGGCUAUGCGAGAGAAUGGAAGAAGGGGUGGCCUCUGCGAUCGGGUGGAUUCGCUAGACUCUGCCACAAGUGCGGAUCUGCCUAUGAAAAUUUAAUUUUCUGUCAGAAAUUUCACCUAUAUCAAACAGGGUGGAGAGAGUGUUCCUUUUGCAAUAAGACUGUCCACUGUGGAUGUAUAGUAUCAAGCUCUAUGUUUGAGUACCUUGAUUAUGGAGGAAUAGGUUGUGCUACCUGUGUGAAGACUUCACAACUUAAUUUGAUACGGGAUACUAAAAACACUAUUGGGUCUGUUAGAUCAAUAAAAAACAAUGCACGCAAUCGUCAUACUGAACAUAUCGAUGGUAGAUUAUUGGUGGACAGUGCUGGCAAAGGAAACCUUAUGCUGUUGCGUAGAGAUGUUGAAGCUAGUGAAUCCAUCCGUUGGCCUCGAGCAGAGAGAGAUGGCAUAGAUUCAUGUAUUGGUCCAAACAGGCAAGAGGAUAGAAGAUUUUCAAAUGUGGUGAAACUGUCUGGUCAUUCAUUAAAUUUUACAACAUUGGAUCAUAACAGACCAACAUGGGAGACACAAACUAUGCACAAAUCAAGUUCACUGAAUAUGUCUCUUGGAACCUCAUCAGGAAAUUCUGUCCAGCCUUCUGCUUUGGACAUUGCAGAAAGGAGACUUGAGGAUAAAGCAUCCUUUUGUCCCUUUCCUCAAGGGCAAAGAUCUCUCUCCAUAUCUAAAUCAUUGAUGGAUGGGAUAACCAUGAAUCUGGAAGAUAGCAAAGAUGUGAUUUCUCAGGAACGCGUUGCCCGGCUACCUGCUAAUGGGAAACCCAAGAAUCUGUUACAUUUUCGAUACUGGCCUAGGAUUACAGGUCAAGAGCUGGAGAAAUUGUCGGGAGAUUUGAAGUCUACUAUAGUGCCAUUGUUUGAGAAGGUAUUGAGUGCCAGUGAUGCAGGUCGAAUUGGUCGACUUGUUCUCCCAAAAUCUUGUGCUGAGGCUUACUUUCCUCCUAUUUCACAGUCAGAAGGUCUUCCUUUGCAGUUCAAAGAUGUGAAGGGAAAUGACUGGACAUUUCAGUUCAGAUUUUGGCCUAAUAACAAUAGUAGGAUGUAUGUAUUGGAGGGAGUAACCCCUUGCAUACAGGCCAUGCAAUUAAAUGCUGGUGAUAUUGUAACAUUUAGUCGGAUAGAUCCUGGAGGCAAAUUUGUCAUGGGUUACAGAAGGGCAUCAGAUUCUAUGGAUACACAAGUUGAUGCCUCUACUUUUGCUCACUCCAAUGGUUUUGCAACAAAGGAAGCAACCUUUUCUGGUGCAACUGCAAAUCUGCACUCAGGAAAAAGUUAUCCUGAUCUUCUCCAGACAAGGAAUGGAAAUGGCGAACCUUACUUAAAUGGAUGUUCAGAACAUUUGCGUUUUGGUACUGGAACUGCUGAUUGUCUACAAACUGAAAAUUGUGAGAUGGUAAACAAUGAUUUGCUGCAGCAAACAAUUUCAGUUUCUGAGAAGACUCUAAAUAUUGCACCAAAGAGUAAGAGGUUGCUGACACAUAAUGAAGAUGCUGUGGAGUUGAGAAUUACAUGGGAAGAAGCACAAGACUUGCUUCAUCCACCACCUAGUACCAUGCCAAGUGUUGAAACAAUUGAGGACAAAGAAUUUGAGGAAUUUGAGGAACCCCCGGUUUUUGGAAAGGGGACUACAAUCAAUGACCCCCCAUCUGGGUCUUUGAGCUCUGCAUCAGAGAAAAUGAGUUCAAUGGACUUAGAAAAUAUUCCAGUAACCAGCAAAGAUUCUAAAAAGCGAAGAAUUAUGGAAAAACUUGAUUCAUCAGCUGGUGCCACAACCAAGCAUCCAAGGCACUGUUCUGGAUGCACUUGCAUUCUGUGCAUUCAGCCCCCAAGUGGAAAAGGAAGACAUAAGCCAACAUGCACGACCGUGAGGCGCCAAUUCAAGACCCUUAUGAAGCGUAAGAAGCAACGCGAAUCAGAUGCUACUCAAAAUGAUCAGAUUCAUCACAGUGAUGAGGGAGAUACCCAUGGUGCAUCAAGAGAGGGUGCAAUUGCAAGUAACUUGGAGAAUGAGGGAAGCCUCAACAGAAUGGAUGAACUCGGUACAGGACAAAUAGACCUUAAUAGUCAUCCGGAUCAUGAAUAAUACAUGCAGGUGGAUAUGUGAUUCGAAUAGUGUUUCGAUUCAUGUAUUAAAUAUUUGGAGGAAAUUAAAAUUUUUCGUUAUCAUAAUAGUUCUAUCUGAUUUUAUUGUAAUGGAUGGAUAGUUAUAUGGUUUGUAUAUAAAGGAAAAAAAAAAAAACCAUUUAGUAAU